AUGUCUCAAAGUCAAAAAGCAUCCAAUAGAGUUGGAACUUCAAGCAGUCAAACAAAUUCCGAAAAACCAGAACAAGAAGAUCAGAGUGUUGAAUGUUCAACAAUUGCUUCAACAACACCUUCUUCGAGUAAGAUAUUAGCAGAAGUAACAGAUGAAGAUCAUCUACUUGUUAUUGCUUUAUGGAAGAAAUGCGUACAACAAGAUGAUGAGUGGAAUUUGAAUGCCAAAACCUUAGAUUACAUUGUAGCGCCAUCACCACAUACAAGAGACGCUCUCUCAGAUUUUAUCAAAACUUGUAAUUUGGAAUGGAACAUAGAUAGGAAUUUUUUCGCUUUGACUGCUAAUAAUGCUCCAGCUAAUGGUGUUAUGAUGAGAAAUAUUAUUAGUUGGCUAGAUGGUAAGAAUUGUUUGUUGCUUGGAGGAAAAAUGUUUCACAUGAGGUGUAGCAACCACAUACUACAUUUGAUUGUAUUGUAUGUCAUGAGAGUAGCUGCUGGGUUUAUAGAGGGUAUUAGAGAUUGUGUUAAACAUGUAAAGUCUUCACAAGUUAGGAAAGAGAAGUUUCAAACAACAUUGACACAAUGUAGAUUGUCUGGAAAGUCAGUUAGUUUAGACGUAGACAUAACAUGGAAUUCCACUUUUUUGAUGCUUAAGAAUGCCAUUGCACUUCAAAAGGGUUUUGAAAGACUUAAUGAGUUUGAUUCUGAUUUCGAUAUUUUGUCAUCCAGACAGAAAGAAAAGUUUAAUGUAUACUGGAGUGAAAGUAAUUUGAUUAUGAGCAUUGGAGUGGUUUUAGAUCCAAGGUAUAAGGCAAAAUGGGUAAGGUACACAUAUAAGAGAAUAUUCGGAGAUGAUGGAUCUGCAGAACUGCAUGAGAAAUUCAGAACAGACUUGACCAAAGUUUUCAAUGCAUAUGAGUCUCAAAACAACACUUCAACUCCUGCUUUCUUUAGCAACUCUGUCUCUCGUAUGGAUGUAAGAAGCUCAGGUGCAACUAAACCAGAUUAUGCUAAUUUUAUGUUGGAAAAUGAUGAAUAUAAUGUUCAGAAAUCUGAGUUAGAGUUGUACUUAGAAGAACCAAUUCUUCCAACUCUGACACCUCAAGAUGAGUUCAAUUUUGAUAUAUUCAGUUGGUGGAAGCUAAGUGACCCUAAGUACCCAAUUCUCUCAAAGAUAACAGGGGAUGUGAAAAAACGGGGUUAUUUUAAAGUGAACAAAGAAGCUCUCGUUAAGAUGUCACCUGGGGAUAAUGUUGCUGCCAAAUAG
Messenger RNA from Papaver somniferum (opium poppy), 1266 nucleotides. Its product is annotated as zinc finger BED domain-containing protein RICESLEEPER 2-like. NCBI's taxonomy places the organism in Eukaryota, Viridiplantae, Streptophyta, Magnoliopsida, Ranunculales, Papaveraceae. The transcript is spliced from 4 exons. Gene Ontology annotation, molecular function: protein dimerization activity; DNA binding. The record is from RefSeq and is a predicted model, not a curated record. The coding region runs from base 1 to 1266 and encodes 421 amino acids.